AUGAUUGACGAGAGUUUGUUUUCUAAAGAUGCCAGUACUGGACCUCGUUGGCCCAAUCUGGAGAUUCUAGGGGUUGUGUUUCACCCAGCACAUUCGAAUGGAUCUUGGUAUUUUCACGGCCCGCAAGGCGAAGGUCGCAAUGUGAUGGGUUUUAAAGUCACUGAUGAACACUACCCGCCAUACGAAAAGACCGAGCUGGACGAGGAGAUGCAAUAUCUACAUGAUGAGAGGCCCAAUGGAAACACGGAUGACGGCAAUUCUCAGUAUCGCAUCACACCAGAUGAAAAUCGGUUGCGUCCGCUUCUGAAAAGCUUCGCGGAGGCCGCUAUCCAUAUACCAUUUUUGAAGUCAGCAUGCCUCUGGUCACCCCUGAACUGGUCUAAUGUUGAAGCUCCAGAAAUUGAUUUCGACAAAUAUACCAAGAAGGGACGUUGGUCAUACGUGUGGGGUGUCUGUCACAAUGCUCCCGAGGAAGAUAAUGAAUCUAAAUCAUCGCGUAGAUUGAAUUGGGUUGUGGGGUCGUGGCAUCUAGAUCCAGAGCUUCAUGUUCUAAUCCAAAGGAUUGGGGAUGGCAAAUAUGGACAAGAUCUGGAUGAAGAGUGCAUUCUUGGUAAAGGUAGCGAAAACCCAUUGAUAGAGAAAUAUGCAAGUGAUUGUUUCUUCUCGGAUGAAUUGCAGCGCAUUACUUUUCCGUACUAA
Bipolaris victoriae FI3 is the source of this 699-nucleotide messenger RNA. RefSeq lists its product as hypothetical. The record is from RefSeq and is a predicted model, not a curated record. Lineage: Eukaryota; Fungi; Ascomycota; Dothideomycetes; Pleosporales; Pleosporaceae. Bases 1 to 699 code for a protein of 232 amino acids. The transcript has a single exon.